Physella acuta is the source of this 1083-nucleotide messenger RNA. RefSeq names its product translation initiation factor eIF-2B subunit alpha. NCBI's taxonomy places the organism in Eukaryota, Metazoa, Mollusca, Gastropoda, Physidae. Gene Ontology annotation, molecular function: guanyl-nucleotide exchange factor activity; translation initiation factor activity. Gene Ontology annotation, cellular component: eukaryotic translation initiation factor 2B complex. The record is from RefSeq and is a predicted model, not a curated record. Gene Ontology annotation, biological process: translational initiation.
GAUAUUCUUUUGGUGGUAAAGUACAAAAAAGCUACACUUCCGACAACAAACGCAAUAUUUUCCACUUAUGUUUCUUGAGAAAUGACUGGAAUUUAGAAACACAUUUGAAGAUAUUAAGAAACUAGAGUCUAGGCGUAUACUUUUUAUAGUUUAAAAUGAAUAAAGAGGAGGUUUUAAAUCAUUUUACCAAGCUGAUGAGAGAGAAACCGGAAAUGUCUUCAGCUGUAGCAGCAAUCUCCACCCUAGUCAGGCUUAUGGAAUGUAUAAAAGCUAAAACUUUAUCAGAGCUUCGGAGUGCAAUCAAAGAUGCCAUUACUGUUAUGCAGACAACAGACUAUAGCUACGCUUCUAUCCACUCAAGUUCAGAACAGUUUUUAAGAUACACAUCAUUGACAAAUUUAGACACGAACUUCCAAGAAAAUAUGUUGGAGAGGGGAAAAGAGUUUUACAAUAACAUGAUAAAAGCCAGAGCGAAGAUAGCCAAACUGGCUUCAGCAUUUAUAGAGGACGGAGCAACAAUCCUGACCCACUGUCGUUCUCGUAAUGUAUUAGAAGUGCUGAAAGCCGCAGCUAGUCAGAAAAAAAGAUUCACAGUGUACGUGACGGAGUCCAACCCUGACAAAAGUGGUUACCAAAUGGAAAAAGAGCUUUCAAAACUUGGAAUCCCAACUAGUGUGAUUCUAGAUUUUGGUAUAGGUUAUGUAAUGGAGAAGGUCCAGCUGGUGAUGGUAGGAGCUGAGGGGGUGAUGGAAAGUGGGGGAAUCAUCAACAAGAUUGGUACAUAUCCUAUUGCUAUUUGUGCAAGGCAGAUGAAUAAACCAUUUUAUGUCGUCACUGAAAGUUUUAAGUUCGUCAGAGAGUACCCACUCAAUCAGAUGGAUGUGCCUGACCAGUUUAAGUUCCGAGCAUCAACUAGGCAAAACUCGAAAGACCUAAGCAAAGAGCAUCCAAUAGUGGACUACACCCCUCCAGAGUACAUCAACUUGUUGUUCACUGACCUCGGGGUGGUGACCUCAUCUGCCGUCAGUGAUGAGUUAAUUACAUUGUAUUGCUAGCACCGCUCUGAUUGAAUAAUAAAAGUUG